UGCCUGUUAAAUUUUCCGGUAAAUUACUUAAACAAAUUAAUUGCAACUUGUAAGUUACUUAUAAUAACUUUUGUAUUUUAAAGGUAAACUUACCUUAAGAAUUUAAUAAAUUAUUUUGUUUGCAUGCUGAAUGUAUGCUUUGGUCACCAAUCACCACUGAAAAUGGAUGUGGAGGACGAGCACGAUAACACGAAUACAACUGCGUCCGCCAGUUCUGAUUGCAUCGAAAAUGCUCCUGGUCCAGUUGAAGUUACUGAACCAGCUGCUCAGCCAAAGCGGAAAAAAUCUGGUUAUAAUAGCUGCGCGGUUUCCCAUUGUCGGAACACGUCUAAAACACCAGGAAUCAGGAUGUUCGUAUUUCCGAAGGUGGAAGAUCGUACACGGCGGCGCCAGUGGACACAUCUGUGCAGAAGGAAAAACUGGCAACCCAAGGCUGGCGUUCGAAUGUGCAGUGCGCACUUCAUGGAAUCUGACUACAGAGGUUUAAAACGCCACCUUUUAAAAAAAAAGUGCUGUUCCGUCUCUGUUUGACUGUUUACCUCCGCACCUGCGACCAUCAAUCCAUGUUGCAAGGCAAAGGAAACACCGUCAAAUAGUGGACGCCUCCGCUAGUGUUCCUCGUGUAUUGUCUCCGGAGGAGCUGAAAACAGCUUACGACGAGGCUAUGGGGAAGAUUGUUGAAUUGUCCAUGUCGCUCUGGAAAGCGCGGGCAGAAGCGAGAGACGCUUCGAAGAAACUGGAAGAGACCACAAAGCGAUUGAAAUUUUCGGAAACAGUCCGAAACAAUCUGGACCUCCAUAUAUCGCUUCUCAAAGAAAAAAAAGAAUUACAGAAACAGUCUAUAGAGAAAACAGACCAGGAGUUAUGGAAAUUGAGAGAUGUGAUAAAAAAGUUGGAAUCCGAGAAGAAGAAUGUCGAGUCGGAAAGAGAUGCUACUCGCUUAGAAUGCACCGUUCAAGAAUCGCAGUUUAAAGAGUCUCUUGAGCUAGCAAAACGGGAAAAGCAAGAACUGGAGAAUGAUCUACAGACGUGCAGGGAGCUGGAGUUUCGGGUUGAGAAGUUUAAGGAUAACGACGCAGCUAUCAAGCACCUGACCGGCAUUCCCACGUAUGCGCUUCUGCAUACGCUCGUUUUUGAUUUUUUGGAUGGUAAAAAUUCCGAUUUUGUUGACCGGAUACCGAUUAGACGGUCCAAAAAUCAAAAUCCCGAUCGCUCACGAAAACGCGGCAAGACAAUGUCGUUGAGCUACUUUGAUCAGUAUUUCGUGACUUUGUUCAAAUAGAAAACUGGCUUGGCAGAUGGACUGAUCUCGACAUUAUUCGAUGUCAGUCAGGUUACGGUAGGGGAAUAUUACAAUUGCUGGAUGAACGUUAUGCGGGAAAAAUUCAGUAAAAUUGCCGCAUGGCCGGAUUGUCGCCAGCCCCUGAAUCUGGGAUUUUAUCAUUCAAAAACACAUCAAGAAGGCAUAUUGGUUCUGCAUUGCUUCGAAAUGCGUUUGCCUAAGCAGAAACGUUUUGGCAAUGCUGCAGACGUUCCCACAGUUAAGGUUUUGAUUGUUACUGAACCGGAUGAAAAUGUUUCUUUCAUAUCAAAUAUCUAUCCCGGAAACUUCUCCGACCUGGAGGUUUUAAAGCGCACGAAACUUAUCGAUUUAUUAAAACCUGGAAGUAUUAUUUUGGACAACUGUGGACUUCCGGUGCAGAAUGAUGCUGGAAUCAGAGGAUUAACAUGGAUGGCGAAAGGAAACGACGUGAUGUCGCAAAUAGAGGAUGAUUUGACGGGUAAGGUUUACCGUCUGAAACUGUUCGUUGAAAGGGCAGUUGGAAAAAUGGAGUUUUGGAAAUCUCUAAGCGGCCCUCUGGAAAUCGACUGGCUCGAAAGAGAAAACAGAGAAGUCCAGGCAGUUUUCCGUAUUUGCAUGCUUGCUGUGCAGCACAGCGCAGUGAAUCGGCGGUCGGAUGAUAGAACAGGACAGCGCAUCGCUAGUGGGACUGUCGAUUGCGUGAGUUCAGAUUGCCACGCCGGUUGAUCUCGCUAAAGAUGACUUGUGAUAACUGAGAAUGUUUUGGGUUGUAAUAAAUGGUGCGCUUACCAAGUUGUGUGGAGUUCAUUUCAAAAUGGAGUGGAAACGUGAACUGUGUAGCUCGUGUUCAGCAGUAUCUAAUGAGUUUCCAAAUUGCAUACUACAGACAGGUAUUCCACGAUGGCUUUCGAAUUUCAUUACUGGAUGACAUUUUGCGCGAUUACUUUUUGUAGUUGUUGUAGCAGUAUUAAUGGAAUGGACAUCCGAAGGUUGCUGUAGCCUGAAGGAAUGUCGACGUGCGAAGAAUUCAAGCGAAAACCUUUCCGUUUUCGAAAUUUUG
Messenger RNA from Paramacrobiotus metropolitanus, 2363 nucleotides. RefSeq lists its product as uncharacterized. The record is from RefSeq and is a predicted model, not a curated record. NCBI's taxonomy places the organism in Eukaryota, Metazoa, Tardigrada, Eutardigrada, Parachela, Macrobiotidae. The transcript is spliced from 2 exons. Bases 665 to 1282 code for a protein of 205 amino acids.